AUGGAGGAUGCAAGCGCUCCAAUUGGAAAGAAGACUGUGCCAGCCAAGAAGAAGCCAGUUACUAAGAAGAAGGCUGUUUCAACACAACCGGCUGACAUAGCGGAACAGGAAGAUUCAGAAACUAGCGGGGAAGAACAACCAGCCCCCCACCAACUGUCCACUAGAAUCAAUGCAACCCCCAGCAUUCAAUGUGCAGCUGGCGAUCUAUGCCAGUUGCCUCAUCUUCCAGUUGAUCCUCAGCAUCACUGUAGGACAUGUGAUAUUCCUAUGCACAAUCCUGAUUUUUGUGGAAAGGCAUGCGAUUCAGAUGACCCUAGGAACCAUCUGAAAUACCCAGGUAUUUGUCACCAGUGUUUGAAUAGUAAGCUGGCAGCAAGGCCUGAACACAAAAGUCAAUCCAAUGCCAUCACCAAGAAAAAGAAAGCCGCAGCUAAGCAAUUGCCUGCCGUUGCAAAGAAAGCUACAGGUAGUGCAAAUUGUGGGAUUUUGACAGCCGCUAGCCAGAAGACACCAUCAAAGGCAAAUAACACAGCUGUGACUUUGGCAGCUAACAAGAAGAAGACAUCAUCCGAGAAAGCAAAAAAAACAGCUGCUUGCAAGAAGGCUCCACCCACGACAAAUGCCACAGUGGCAAAAACCAUAGCUAGCAAGAAGACAUUAUCCAAGAUAAAAGUUGUCAAGAUGAAGGAAGCGGCACCCAUCAUCCCAAACUGUACACCACUUGCCUUUCGGAUUGAGGAACAUGAGAACUGGAUAAAAGAGUUGCCUGAGAUUCCCCGGUCCUACCUGAAACAAGUCAAUGGUAGGCUCUACCUUUUUGGAAAUGUGAUCCAGUGCACAAACCGGAAAGAGGGCAAGUAUAAAAUUGAGUUCUCACAUACCAACAUUGCUCAGACAGAAAUGCAAGCAUAUGCUUUGUACAAAGCAAUGGAUCUGCGGAAGUUGUUACAAGAAGGUCCUGCUGGUGCACAACAAACUAAUGUGUUCCCCCUCUCUUCUUCUCUAGAGCAAGCUCUCAACACACCAUUAAAGAGUCAGGAAAACCAGGGCGAAUCUAUUCUCAGUGACUGUGAGUGUGACACUGACGAGGAAGAAGAAGGAGAAGAACAAGAAGUGAGGACCAGAGAUUACAUUUCUACAGACCUGCAGCUCAAUCUCAACUUCCCCUCACUCCGGCAAUAUGAACCAUCCAACACAGAAUGGAUGUCAGGAAUCAAGUGGGACGUAGGCCUCAAUGGGGAGGUUACCACUGACGUACCCUCUCCAACAAACCUUGCAUCCAACAAGAAGUCCUACAUUCCCGGGAAAUUCAAAGCCCACUUCUCUUCUCCCCUUUCUUCUUUCCUUGCUUUUUUCCCAAUUGAGUUUUGGAGGCUAGUGGUAAAGAGGACCAAUGAGUAUGCCCUAUGGGAAAAGGAAUUUGGCGAGAGGAAGCUCUAUGAAAAAUGGCAGCCAACGGACCUACCAGAAAGUCCUACAUGCCUCUUGGCCGAUUCAAGCUGCUAA
Messenger RNA from Cylindrotheca closterium, 1506 nucleotides. Lineage: Eukaryota; Bacillariophyta; Bacillariophyceae; Bacillariales; Bacillariaceae. The record is from the annotation of a GenBank genome assembly.